This is a messenger RNA of Sinocyclocheilus rhinocerous, 1117 nucleotides long. Its product is annotated as pre-mRNA-splicing factor RBM22-like. The transcript has 6 exons. Lineage: Eukaryota; Metazoa; Chordata; Actinopteri; Cypriniformes; Cyprinidae. The record is from RefSeq and is a predicted model, not a curated record. Gene Ontology annotation, molecular function: pre-mRNA binding; U6 snRNA binding; metal ion binding. Bases 73 to 753 code for a protein of 226 amino acids. Gene Ontology annotation, cellular component: U2-type catalytic step 1 spliceosome; Prp19 complex; U2-type catalytic step 2 spliceosome.
GGCUACGUCCCUGGGCUCAAACACCUACAACAGACAGAACUGGGAAGAUUCGUCAUGCACUGAAAAAUUCGGAUGCGCUUUAAGAAGACUGAGGCGUGUCAGACCUGCAGUAAGAUGAAGAACGUAUGUCAGACGUGUUUGCUGGACCUGGAGUACGGUCUUCCAAUCCUGGUCAGAGACACGGGCAUGUCCAUUAAAGACGACAUGCCCAGGUCUGACGUGAACAAGGAAUAUUACACUCAGAACAUGGAGAGAGAGAUCCAGAACUCAGACGGUACCAAACCGGUGGGGAUGCUGGGUAAAGCACAGAACCCCAGUGACAUGCUGCUGAAGCUGGCACGAACCACGCCGUACUACAAACGCAACAGACCCCAUAUCUGCUCCUUCUGGGUGAAGGGAGAGUGUAAGAGAGGAGAGGAGUGUCCCUACAGGCAUGAGAAGCCCACAGAUCCUGACGAUCCUCUGGCCGAUCAGAACAUUAAAGAUCGUUAUUAUGGCAUCAGCGACCCGGUGGCAGAUAAACUCCUGAAGAGAGCGUCCAGCAUGCCUCGACUGGACCCACCUGAGGACAAGUCCAUCACCACGUUAUACAUCGGGGGACUGGGAGAAAAUGUCACAGACUCUGAGCUCAGGUUUUGGACCUCCCGUGUUCCACCCCAUGGGCCCUCCUCCACCUCCUCCGAUGGCUUUGAGACCUCCAGGCCAGAUCCAUUACCCUUCAGAUCCAUGUUUCCAGAUCCAUGCUGCGAUUGAUUGCCUCCUCAUGUGGACUAGUAAAGAUUCCCUCACUGCUGCGGUUAUUGAUCUGUGGGGGUGAUGUCAUCAGAGAUACAGAGUGAUUGACUGGUACACAAUGGUAUGGUCAUGUGAUUGGGGAUGCUAUUGUGAGUGCAGUGCCACAUCAUCAUGCCUCAGUCACAUCUUACACACAGACACAGCUUACCAACAAAUAGGCCCUUGUUAUUAAAGUUUACCCAUCUUACUUCAGACACAAACUCUCUGCCUCCUCGUUAUCAUCAGUCAAAGUGUUUAAAACAUCAUCAAAAUGCUAACUUGAGUUUACAUUGAAAACAAAGCGCCGUUUAGGACUUUUUGCAGUUUGACACGAAAAAUGUAA